Messenger RNA from Cooperia oncophora, 547 nucleotides. NCBI's taxonomy places the organism in Eukaryota, Metazoa, Nematoda, Chromadorea, Rhabditida, Trichostrongylidae. The record is from the annotation of a GenBank genome assembly.
AUGUGGUCGAAGCGUACACAUGAAAUCACUCCCUCGACAGCUAGUGAAACUGCAUUGUACUCUCUAAGAUAUGGUACGACUACGACCACCGAAAAAAUCACCGAGACGACGCAGGAGAAGGGAGGAACGACAAGUGAACCAACAUUGAGCACUAACCUUUUCUACAACAUUCAGUAUGAAAUCGUUUUUUGCGUUUCCACGAACACCCUCACCACCGAGGAAUCCGAAGUUUCGACUGAAGGCGAGCAGAGUACCGCAGAUAAUCAAACAACUGGGUUGGUCACCAGUAUCGAAUCAAUAGCCUAUCCACUAAGUAGUACGACAAUCUCGACCAAAGAGUCCACUGUUUCUACAGAAGGUCUCACUAUAAGUACCGCAACAUCAAGACAACUUCCAAUAAGCACUGACGCAAGCUCCAUCGAACAAACCGCUGGGUCGUCGCAAAUUAGUGAAAUUACGACAAGUUCUACCACAACUAGGCUGACUACCAGUGCCACUGAAGCAAGCUCUGCACUGCUUUCGACACAAGGCCAGGAAAUUGCGAUAG